CCUGAUCGACGGGGGAUGAGCGUGAAGAGGAAAGACGCCCCCGACGAGGGGGGUGCCACGAUCGCCGCCGCACCCGAGACGUCUGCGGUGAAUUGGCGCAAGUACUUAACUGAAACGAAUCUCCUCAUCUCAGCUGACGCCACCGCGUCGAGGAUGGUGGGCUCGGGUUCGUUCGUCCACGCCUUGCUUGCCCCAGACGUUCCGAUGAAAGGCCCCCAGCCCUUCAAAACCAUGCCGGACGUCUCGGACUCGGUCGGUCGCCUCCGCGUCCUCCCAGACACCCUUUACCAAAAACCAUGCAAAUGCCACAAGAAGAAAUGCCCCACGUGUCUGAGCUGCAUGGAACGCCACUGCACCUGCAAAAAGAGUGGCAGGACAAAGCGGGCGAAAACUGCGACGUUCGACGACGAACCGACCAAAGAAGAAGAGCCUACAGGUGCAUCAGUCGCAGUGAAGGACGAAGCAGUCACCGGUAAGCCCCGAAAGCGCACCUCCACGAAGCGCCUCGCGCCAUCUUCGAUCCGCGGUUGCACGUGUCAUCGCAAGAAGUGCGAAACCUGUCGCAACUGCCUCACUCGUCAUUGCAAGUGUGACGGAAGAAAUGCCGAAGCAUCGGACGGCGGUGAAGACGUCGACGAGCACGAAGACGAGCAGCCAGACACGACUCGGGCUGGAGACGACACGGAACAAGUGCGACUGCCGCCUCCGAGCGUCGCCAAAAAACGCAAAGCGUGUGCGUGCCACCGCAAGAAGUGCGAGAUUUGUCAAAACUGUAUCGCCCGCCACUGCGACUGCCCGCCCGCCGAAUCGGACGGGUGUUCGUGCGAAGGGGAGCCCAAGUGCGCCGACUGCGACCAUUGCGUCAAGACGCAUUGCCUCUGUGCCAUGGAACAGCUCAACACCAAGCUCAUGAACCAAGUGCUGUUUAUCAACGCGCUUGCGGACGGCAAGAUCAAGCUCGGGCGGCGGGAUCGCAAGGACGUUGUCAAGGAUUUGCGACAGCGCGGGUUUGACCAUUUCGAGAACGAGUACGUUGCGUUGCCGUCGACAACAAGCUUAACGCUGGCACCGUAGGCGAGAAUUUGAUUACCUCUUGACCCUUCCACUGUCUGCCCUAUUAAAGCCAGACAUGGACACGCUCCAAGAGCAAGCGGACACUAGCCAAGAAGAUUUCGUCGCCGCCAGCGCCAUUCGCGCUCAAGAGCGAGCGAACGAGACCAAGCCAGACGGCACGGCUGUUAACGAAGGAGCAAUGCCAGAACCCGCCGUGCUCUAAAGUAGUCUCGACAACCCGCUAUGGCUGUGCCUACAUCAUGCGAAGUGUGCACGAGAAUGGAUUAAAUAUAUAUGUAUUUGCAUGUUUUCUCACUAUAUAGUUUUUUAUCUGGGAUGUUUUUUUUCAUGACACCUCCAGUUUUGUCGUC
Aphanomyces invadans is the source of this 1424-nucleotide messenger RNA. RefSeq lists its product as hypothetical. Bases 16 to 1074 code for a protein of 352 amino acids. The record is from RefSeq and is a predicted model, not a curated record. Lineage: Eukaryota; Oomycota; Saprolegniomycetes; Saprolegniales; Verrucalvaceae. The transcript has 2 exons. Gene Ontology annotation, molecular function: DNA topoisomerase type II (double strand cut, ATP-hydrolyzing) activity; DNA binding; ATP binding.